Molecule: messenger RNA, 1748 nt
Organism: Salmo salar (Atlantic salmon)
Lineage: Eukaryota; Metazoa; Chordata; Actinopteri; Salmoniformes; Salmonidae
Product: endothelin receptor type B
Biological process (GO): vasoconstriction; enteric nervous system development; endothelin receptor signaling pathway
Cellular component (GO): plasma membrane
Molecular function (GO): endothelin receptor activity
Source: RefSeq, a predicted model, not a curated record
AGACCUUUUGAGGAAAUCAUCUACGAUGGAAAUUGUAGCUCUUGUUCUCUCUUUGCUGCUUACCAAUGGAAUGGUUUUAAUCAGUGCAGCGACCAAUGAUCAGAAUCCACAACCAGCUCCUACUAUUGAACUCUUUGCAACUGCCUCUUCAGAUGCUGUAGAGCUUACAGAGGAGCACAAAUCCAACGGUUCUGUUCCCUUAUUCAAAACAGCAGGACCAAACACCCGACCCCAUCCCAUGUGCUUAGUGUCGACUGGAAUCAGAGACACUUUCAAAUACAUCAGUACUGUGGUGUCUGCUCUUGUAUUCAUCGUUGGAAUAGUUGGAAAUUCAGCACUCUUGAGAAUCAUAUAUGAAAACAAAUGUAUGAGAAGUGGACCUAACAUUCUCAUUGCCAAUCUUGCUUUGGGAGACCUGCUGCAUAUCGUGAUAGAUAUUCCAGUCAAUGCUUACAGGCUCGUGGCUGAGGACUGGCCAUUUGGUUUGGUGCUCUGUAAACUAAUCCCUUUCAUCCAGAAAACCUCUGUUGGAAUCACAGUGUUGAGUUUAUGUGCCUUGAGCAUUGACAGGUAUCGAGCUGUUGCAUCCUGGAAUCGAAUCAAAGGCAUUGGGGUUUCAACGUGGACAGUAGUGGAAAUAACUUUGAUAUGGGUGAUAUCAACAUUCCUGGCUGUGCCUGAAGUUGUUGGCUUUGAUAUGAUAACGAUGGAGUAUAAAGGACAGCAUCUGACAAUAUGUCUGCUUCACCCCAUACAGACCAAUCAGUUCAUGCAGUUUUAUAAAUCAGCAAAAGACUGGUGGCUCUUCGGUUUCUACUUCUGCAUGCCGCUGGCUUGCACGGCUGUCUUCUACACCCUGAUGGCCCGGAAAAUGUUGAGGAAGAAUGAGAAAAACCUGGGGAACUACACCAUACAGAGACGAGAAGUGGCCAAGACGGUGUUUUGCUUAGUGCUUGUGUUUGCUCUCUGUUGGUUACCACUGUACCUGAGCAGAAUCUUAAAACUCACCAUUUAUGAUGAGAAGGAUUCUAAAAGGUGUCAACUACUGAGUGUGUUUCUUGUCCUGGACUAUAUUGGCAUUAAUAUGGCAUCGCUGAACUCCUGCAUCAACCCCAUCGCUCUGUAUAUGGUCAGCAAACGAUUCAAAACAUGUUUCAAGAAACGCCUGUGUUGUUGGUGCAUAAAUCCUGAAGUAUUGAUGCUUGAAGAGGUGCAGUCUAUCUUGAAGUCAAAGAAGCAGGACCAGGCCUCUAAGCACAGCGACAUUAGAGCUAAUACACCCACCUCCACUUGAGUAAGAGGACACUUGACUGUUUAAACAAUAUAUUACUAUGACAUAUGCACAUAUUUUUUCUUUUCUUUUGCUCAGUGAGGCUCAGUGAGGCUCUGCCUCAAUGUCUUUAUUGGUUCUGUAGACUCUGACUCAGUAGACAAUGUAAUGUACCGUCAUUAGUGGUAUAGAGUUGCUUAGUAACAAAUCCUGUGGCAUUGUCUGUUGUGAGCUUGUUAUCAGUAGAACAUCUGCUUAUGAUAUGACACACUCAGACAAAGAGAGUCAGACAGUUCUGACUCCAUUCCCUCGGGCCUUGACUCACUCCUAACUAUGUAUGUCAUGUUUCACCUAUAUCAUACGCACUGUAAGUUUAUAUGCCCUGGCCCAUAACAUGUUUACCUGGAAAACUUUGCCUCAAGGCACUUAGUCUUGACACAUAUCCAGCAUUACACACUCUAACCACCUGUAAAGAGAU